GCAAUAGGACUGUUUUUAAUAUUUGGGAUAAUUAAAACAGUCAUUGGCGAAGAGGAGGGCUUUAUUGUAGGUGGUGAUGUAGUGGAGACAAUAAAGGAGUUCCCUCAUGUCGCUUUCUUGACGCUGUCUGGAUCGGAUGGGGAUUACAUUUGUGGAUCAUCUAUACUGAACCAAGUGAUGUUGGUGACUGCAGCUCAUUGUUUGGACGAUAUCCAUAAAAUUAUAGCGUCCGUGGGGAGUCUCAAUAGAGAGGAGGGAAUGAUGUACAAAGUGAAGGCCUACGAGCAACACAAGGAAUGGGAUCCAGUACACAUUAACCAUGACAUUGGUCUUUGUAGACUUAAGAAAGCACUAACUUUAGGGCGUAAGGUGAAGAGAGUGCUACUGAUGCAACAUCCGCCUAAAACUCACAUGGCUGAUUUGGCUGGGUGGGGUGCAAUUGAAGAACAAGACUAUGAUAACUCGAUCAUGCUGAAACACACGAGACAGAAGCUGUGGACUCAUCAGCAGUGCCAGAGGAUCCUCCACAAUGCGCCUCAAGGAACUAUUUGUGGUGGUCAAAGUCAUUCCAAAGGAGAUUUUGCUUCUAAAGGUGACUCCGGCAGCGGCCUCCUGAUCCACAAGGACAUAAUAGUAGGCCUCGUUUCGUACAAGGACACCAGCGUCUCUCGCAGUCUCGUGGUGUACACCAGCGUCCCAUAUUACUACGAGUGGGUCAAGCGCGUGUCGAAACAACUGAUUUGCGCUUCAUAAAUAAAAACGUCGAGGUUUUUGGAGUCUUUGACUAUGAGAAUGACUAUGAAA
Messenger RNA from Leguminivora glycinivorella, 804 nucleotides. Its product is annotated as mite allergen Der f 3-like. Lineage: Eukaryota; Metazoa; Arthropoda; Insecta; Lepidoptera; Tortricidae. The transcript is spliced from 4 exons. Bases 178 to 753 code for a protein of 191 amino acids. Gene Ontology annotation, molecular function: serine-type endopeptidase activity. The record is from RefSeq and is a predicted model, not a curated record. Gene Ontology annotation, biological process: proteolysis.